Molecule: messenger RNA, 574 nt
Organism: Trichomonas vaginalis G3
Lineage: Eukaryota; Parabasalia; Trichomonadida; Trichomonadidae
Exons: 1
Source: RefSeq, a predicted model, not a curated record
AUGACUUAUAAGAAGGACCAAUACAAGUUUCAUUUCGGUGAAUCGGAGAUGAACAAGGAUUCUGUGCUUAGAUACAUUCCAGAUCCUAGAAGUAAAAGAAGAAAAAAAAUUAGAGUUCCGUGGAAAGUUGUAAAAUACAUGUUAGAAUUAAAAAGAAUAGAUUUUGAUUGCUACUAUACGAGUGAUAAAGAAGAUCCGUAUGGAAAAGAAAUUAAAUUACACUAUUAUGCAGCUUUAUAUUAUGAUUCUGGAGCAAAUCCUCUCGUUCUUGAUUGCAUGUAUCGAGAAGCUCAUUGGAACUUCUUCUUCCCUUUGAGAUUCUCAUCAUACGGAAGAGCACUAUAUUUUUUCCUCAUAUUCACAGGAAGACUAACAGUAAGAUAUGAAUGGCUCAAUUCACUCCGAAAUACGAUCAAAAUGCUUAGAAAGAAUAUUGGGAAGGGUUUCCUACUCGAUUUGAAAGAAGACUUUGAUGAUGUUCAAAGAGGACUGAAAAACAUAAGGAAACAUAUUCCAAAAGUCGACAACUAUCCCAAAGGAACACUAAUCUUCAAUCAAUGGGAAUAUGAUUACU